Drosophila kikkawai is the source of this 3210-nucleotide messenger RNA. RefSeq names its product Doublecortin-domain-containing echinoderm-microtubule-associated protein (gene DCX-EMAP). Gene Ontology annotation, biological process: microtubule cytoskeleton organization; intracellular signal transduction. Gene Ontology annotation, cellular component: mitotic spindle. NCBI's taxonomy places the organism in Eukaryota, Metazoa, Arthropoda, Insecta, Diptera, Drosophilidae. Gene Ontology annotation, molecular function: microtubule binding. The record is from RefSeq and is a predicted model, not a curated record.
AUGCCACAAAUUAGUCCGAACGCACCGCUCGAGGGAAACGUUUCGCCGCCACCGACGCAGCCCCAUUUGGAUGAUAAUCUGCAGCUCAACGGCCACGGCAACAAGCACGGCAGCAACAUCAACGGUAACGGGAACGGAAACGGACACGGACACGAUAGCAACCGCAGCAGUCCGGCCAAGAGUCCCUCCAAGCGCCCUGUGUCCUCCAGCUUUCGGAUUCAGAAUGCCCAUGAUGACGAGGAGGAGGACUUAGCAGGCGGCGAGCAGGUGGUAGGAUUGCCCGAUCGCCAGGUGCCAGACUACUGGCAGCAGCGGAACGGUGGUGCAACCAGUGGCCGCCAGAGCCGUGCCAUCAGUCCCGGCUAUCCGGACAACAUGAGCGAGACCUCGGAGCAGCCGCCGGUGGUGCCGCUGGUGCGUUCCAAGUCCCGGCCAGAGAUCUCCAGUGCAGCGGCCGCGCGUUACAACAAUCUCUCGUACUGGAAGGCACGCCGCGUGGUGUUCUACCGCAAUGGGGAUCCCUUCUUUCCCGGCGUCGAGCUGCGCUAUCGUCCGGGCCGGGAUGUGACCUCGCUGGACAACCUGCUGGACAAGAUCUCGCCCAAGAUGGACCUGCCGCGGGGUGCACGCUAUGUCUUCUCCAUGGACGGGGACCGCAAGUACCAUCUGGAUGAGCUGGAGGACGGGGCCUUCUAUGUGGUCUCCUCGUUCAAGGCCUUCAAGCCUGCCAGUUACGGCAAGAAGAACGGGAUGUGGUAUGCAUCGCCUGGAAAUCAGGGAUGGGGCUCCAAGCCCGCCAGUCGGAAGCCCUCAAUAAUGGAAGCGGAUUUGGGCACAUUAUCGACCACAUCAGGCUCGAUAAAGCGCAGCGCCGGCCGUGUGAUACGCAUCAUCAAUAAUUUGGAUCAUUCGGUGCAGUGUCGCGUUUUGCUAAACCUACGCACCUCGCAGCCAUUCGAGGAAGUGCUCGAGGAUUUGGGUCAAGUGCUGAAAAUUAACGGAGCAAAGAAAAUGUACACAGGCACUGGCCAGGAGGUCCGCAGUUUCUCUCAACUGCGUAACGAGUUCGCCGAUGUGGACACCUUCUAUCUGGCCACAGGCACAGCCUUAAUAGCCGGCUCACCCAUUCGACGCUCUCGCUCCCGCCCCUCGGUGGUGGCCGCUGCACCUAUACUGCCCACGGAUGAGCUGCCCAAGGUGCCGCUGCGUGGUGCCAGGCCGAGGAGCAAGAGCCGACCCAGGAUCUUGUAUGCGCCGGAAAGCGAGAUCCUGCGGCCGAAUGGGGAGUACACCAUGCUGGAUAUUAUGAAGGAGGAGCCCACCAAGGUAACCAUAAGGGGACUAAGGCGUACCUUCUAUCCGCCCGUACACCAUGCACCGGCGGACAAUUCCCCGCCGGAUAAAAAGCUGCAGCUACAAUGGGUCCAUGGCUAUCGCGGCAUAGAUGCGCGACGCAAUCUGUGGGUGCUGCCCUCUGGGGAACUGCUUUACUAUGUGGCCGCUGUGGCCGUGCUCUUUGAUCGGGAUGAAGAGGCCCAGAGACACUACACGGGACACACCGAGGACAUUAUGUGCAUGGAUGUACAUCCCUCUCGAGAGCUGGUGGCCUCUGGUCAGAAGGCUGGCCGGGAUCGCAAGUCGCAGGCCCACGUUCGCAUCUGGAGCACCGAGUCCCUGCAGACGCUAUAUGUCUUUGGAAUGGGAGAGCUGGACAGCGGGGUGACCGCCGUGGCCUUCUCGCAACUAAACGGAGGCAGCUACAUACUGGCCGUGGACAGUGGGCGUGAGAGCAUUCUGUCCGUGUGGCAGUGGCAGUGGGGUCACCUGCUGGGCAAAGUGGCCACCCUGCAGGAGGGCCUUUCGGGGGCGGCAUUCCAUCCGCUGGACGACAACCUCAUUAUUACCCACGGACGGGGGCACUUGGCCUUCUGGCAUCGGCGCAAGGAUGGGUUCUUCGAACGCACGGACAUCGUGAAGCAGCCAUCGCGUUCUCAUGUCACCAGCGUGCAGUUCGAACCGGAUGGAGAUGUGAUCACGGCGGACUCGGAUGGCUUCAUUACCAUUUACUCGGUAGACUCGGACGGGGCCUACUUUGUACGCACAGAGUUUGAGGCGCACAACAAGGGCAUCGGAUGCCUGAUCAUGCUGGGCGAGGGCACACUACUCUCUGGUGGUGAAAAGGAUCGCAAGAUUGCCGCCUGGGAUUCCCUGCAAAACUACAAGAAGAUUGCCGAUACCAAGCUCCCUGAGGCCGCCGGCGGCGUUCGCACCAUCUACCCCCAGCGUCCGGGCCGAAAUGAUGGCAACAUCUAUGUGGGCACAACGCGUAACAAUAUCCUGGAGGGCUCACUGCAGCGCCGCUUCACCCAGGUGGUCUUUGGCCAUGGGCGGCAGCUGUGGGGCCUGGCCGCCCAUCCGGAUGACGAACUGUACGCCACCGCUGGCCAUGACAAGCAUGUGGCCCUGUGGCGGAAGAACAAGCUCAUCUGGACCAUCCAGACGGGCUACGAGUGCGUGGCCCUGGCCUUCCAUCCCUUCGGCACUCUGGCCGCGGGCAGCACCGAGGGUCACCUGCUGGUCAUCAACUGCGAGAACGGAGCCGUGAUGCUGACGCUCCGGGUCUGUGGCUCGCCACUCAACUGUGUGGCCUACAACCAGGUUGGCGACAUGAUCGCCAUGGGCUCGCAGAAUGGCAGCAUUUACUUGUUCCGCGUCUCGCGCGAUGGCUUCUCCUACAAGAAGGUGAACAAGAUUAGGGGCUCCCAGCCGCUGACCCACCUGGACUGGAGCAUGGAUGGCAACUUUGUGCAGACGGUGACGGUGGACUUUGAUUUGCUCUUUUGGGACGCCAAGUCACUGUCCCCAGAGCGAAGUCCCAUUGCCAUGAAGGAUGUGAAGUGGCUGACCAACAACUGCACUGUGGGCUUCCUGGUGGCAGGACAAUGGAGUAACCGCUACUAUAGCAGCGCCAAUACCAUCGUGGCCACCUGCAGCCGCUCGGCAGCUCACGAUAUGCUGGCCUCCGGCGAUGCCGAAGGAUAUCUCCGAUUGUUUAGAUACCCCGCCAUAUCCCCGCGGGCCGAGUUCCACGAAAUGAAGGUCUACUCCGGCAUGCUGGCCUGCGUCCGCUUUUUAUGCGGCGACCACACGCUCAUCACCGUGGGCGGCACAGACGCGUCCCUGAUGGUGUGGGACAUCGUCGAGGAAUAG